UCUCUCUCUCUCUCUCUCUCUCGUUUCCUCCCUUUAAGUUCCGCACGUUUUUUCGCACUUGUCAUUUCUCUCCUCGUUAGUUAGACCAUCCUUUUACCGCGUGAGCUCUGUACAACUUGUGACCUCCAACAUUGAAGAUUCAGGAUGGCUCGCGCUACACCCGACGAUGUCAAUGAAAAGAGCUACAUCCUGGAGGCGGCGAAGAGGAACUUUGAGGACGGCGGUAGUCUCGGAUCGGAGGAAUCGUACGAUGACAUGAGACGGUUAGUCGGGGAGGAGGAAGAGGAAGAAGAAUCCGGCAAAUUCAGCAGUCUACCGCUAGCUAGUUUCAAUUUCAUCAAUUCCAUCAUCGGCAGCGGUGUUAUCGGAAUACCAUACGCUCUACACCAAGCUGGCUUCGGUCUCGGUAUCGGUCUGUUAAUUUUGGUGGCGGGAUUGACCGACUACUCGUUGAUUCUCAUGGUGCGGAGCGGACAUAUCUGCGGCGAAUUGAGCUACCAGGGUCUGAUGCGAGCAAGUUUUGGUCGCGCCGGGUUCUAUAUUCUCACGGUGUUGCAGUUUAUCUACCCAUUUAUAGCUAUGGUCUCUUACAAUGUCGUCGUUGGCGACACAGUGACGAAGGUCCUGAUCAGAGUAACGGGCAUGCAUGAGACGGACAUCUUGGCGCAUCGACAAGUCGUUAUCCUGUUGGCGACCAUCUGUAUCACCAUUCCACUUUGUCUGUAUAGAAAUGUGGCGCGGUUAGCAAAGAUCUCGUUUCUUUCGCUUGUCUGCGUCGGGUUCAUUCUUAUCGCAAUUUUUAUUCGAAUGGACACCAUGUCCGCUGCGGUCCCAAGUCGAACCGAUAGUUGGAGGUUUGCCAAUUUUCCGGGGGUCGUUCCGGCUAUCGGUAUAAUGGCAUUCGCCUUCAUGUGUCACCAUAAUACCUUCUUGAUCUACGGCUCAAUCGAAAGAGCCACGCAACAAAAGUGGGACGUGGUGACACAUUGGUCGCUCUUCACAUCCUUCCUGAUCGCCACAGCCUUCGGGAUCGUUGGUUAUGCCACCUUCACGUCAUAUGUCCAGGGUGAUCUCAUGGAAAAUUACUGCUGGAACGAUGAUCUGAUGAACUUCGCUAGAGUCAUGUUCAGCGGCACCAUAUUACUCACGUUUCCGAUUGAGUGCUUCGUCACGCGCGAGGUCAUCAUGACGGCGAUCAAGGGCACGGACGAGUUGGAGGGACACGAGGCUUAUAUACCUAAUUCUGAUCGCAAGUACCUGAUAAUUACUUUAACGAUAGUAUCCGUGGCUUAUUUGAUCUCAAUGUUAACGGACUGCCUGGGUGUCGUCCUCGAAUUGAAUGGGAUUCUUGCUGCCGUGCCGCUCGCCUACAUUUUGCCCGGGCUGUGUUACCUCAAGCUCGAGGAGGGGCCUAUCUUGUCAUCCAAGAAGCUCCCGGCACUCGGCUUGAUGACCGCCGGCAUUCUGGCCGCUAUUUCGGGUCUCCUGUUGAUUAUAAUCAACAGCAGUUCUUCCGGUUCUUGCUUCCAUGGCAAAAUCAUGCCGUAUUGUGUCAGUAAUACGACGACAGUAGAGCUUGACAUGACGAUCACGACGCCCGUCAAUCUAAUUUUUACCGACACGGAAUCUGGAUUGUAAAUCACCGCUGACGGAUGAGCACGGAGCAAUAUCUCCUUCAGUUAAUCGUAAGUCAGCCAAAUAUUGAAUGAAAGUAUGGUGUGAGAUAAGUCCCGCAAUAAACGGGAUAUAAUAUAAAUACAUGAGAAUUAAUUUAAAUCGGAAUUAAUUAGGAUCGAUAAAGAGCCGAGACGAUCGGCAGAUUCAUUUAAAGAUGAAAGGUAAGGGGAAAUAAGAUAAUACGUAUAUAACGAUACCGAUAACAAAUCGAGAUUCUCUCGAUAUUGACUAUUCUGUGAGACCCAAUGUAUCUGAUUGACAUAUGAUUAUUUUUAAUGCGUUCUGAAACGAGAUUUUAUAUAUCCAUUUUACGAAACUUGUUUUUGUUAAAAGGUCGCGGAGUUUUACUUUGUGGAAGAAUAUAACGUUCCAACAUGGGAGAGAUAUUAUUCUCUUGAAAAACCAAACUUUGUUCGAAAAGUGACAAUAUAUAAAACUAUUCGAAAAUCGGCUUUCAAAAAUAAUGACUAAUGAUUAUAUUCUACAUUACAGCAUAUCUUGAAAAAUAGGUUUUGCGUUAUGAAGACUUUUUGUUGACAUCAACGAAAAUAAAUUUCAAUAGAAAUAUGUAAAUUCAAAACUAUGUUACAUUUACCAAAACAUAUGUUACAUUUACCAUUGUAUUACUCUUUUCAUAUGAAAGAAAUUACCGUAACAAAAUCCGUAGAGAAUCGCCUUCCGAUACAGAGAAGACAAAUUUACAAAAAAAGAAAGAAAAAAAUAAUGUUGGGACUUAUAUUAAUUGACUUGAGGCAUUGUAGUUAUGUUAAACCGUAUUUUUCGGGCAUUGUUGCGGCAUAUUAUAGGAAAUAUGUCUCAAAUGCAUGCUUGUUGCAAUAUAAUGGAGAAAGCAGUGCAAUAUAUAGAAUUUGGCUUAUGUGAGCGAAAAAUCUAAAGAUCGGCAAUAGAUUUAUGAUCGUUCGUUCCAUUAUCUAGUCAAGUGAUUUAGAUUCUUGGAUGUUUAUCAUGCAUAGAUUCACCAAUUUGCGUUUGCAAUGAGCUUGAGAGAUCGAUAUAUACAUAUACGUAUAAAUGAAAGAAUGGCCAACUGAUUUUUCUGCGACAUACAUUUUUAGAACGAUACAGAAUCUUAACGUACCAAUCCGAUUAUUGAACUUACGAUAUAAUUAUUAUUACUAGGUACGAAAUAGCGAGACUAUGUAAAGGGCUUCUACAUUAACCCUGAACGAUGUUCCGAGAGCGGAAUUGACAUUAGAGAGGGUUUCCAUAGUUAGAAUGCGCGAAUUUUAAAAGAGUAGUUUUUGUGAUUAGAAAGAUAAUUGUGACUAGAUAAUUAACGUGUAGAACGCGCGUGAGCUAAAAUCUCAUUCUAUUAAAAAAAAAAAAAACUACAGACAAAUGGUUUAUAAACAAAGA
Molecule: messenger RNA, 3054 nt
Organism: Harpegnathos saltator (Jerdon's jumping ant)
Lineage: Eukaryota; Metazoa; Arthropoda; Insecta; Hymenoptera; Formicidae
Product: putative sodium-coupled neutral amino acid transporter 11
Exons: 7
Coding region: 145-1638 (497 amino acids)
Biological process (GO): amino acid transmembrane transport
Cellular component (GO): membrane
Molecular function (GO): L-amino acid transmembrane transporter activity
Source: RefSeq, a predicted model, not a curated record